Chara braunii is the source of this 2241-nucleotide messenger RNA. NCBI's taxonomy places the organism in Eukaryota, Viridiplantae, Streptophyta, Charophyceae, Charales, Characeae. The record is from the annotation of a GenBank genome assembly.
AGGGCCUUCUUGCUGAAUGACUCAAAUGUGUGAUACUCUCUGCGAGCCUCGUUGACUAAUAGAUUCCUAAUGUCUAUGGGAAGACAUCUCAGGAACAUGGUCAGCAAGACCUGUGGAUUGUACUCCACUCCCGGGACGAUGAUCAGGCGCUCUACGGCUGUGGCUUUGGUUUACUGUCCAUUGGUGUAUUGGCUUUCAGGCUUCAGUCGUGAUCAUCGUGGAGCCAACUUCGUCAUGUUUGUAUUUCUUGUCUUUCUGGUAGCUAUGGUAGCAUCUGCAAAAGUGCGGUUCUUCUCAUCAAUUAGCCCAACACGUGAAGCUGCAGGCUCGCUUACAGGCUUUUCGAUCGCCAUCUUCUUGCUCUUCUCUGGUUUCCUCGUCACGAAGAACAAGAUCCGUGACUGGUGGAUUUGGGUUUACUACAUUUCUCCUCUGCAGUGGGGUUACACAGCUGUCACGCUAAACGAGUUUUUGUCAGACAGAUACGACAAGCCUUGCUCUAGCCUGUCUCCAUCACCCGCUGUACAAUAUUGCUUCCAAAGGGUCAAUAUGUCGUUCGUACCCUUAGACUUGAAGGCGGGAGAGGCAUAUCUGAAAUUUUUUGGAUUCCCGACCUCCUACAGCGUUGUGUGGCUUUCCAUUGCAAUGUUACUGGCGUGGUAUCUUCUGUUCACCAUGGGCUCAUUCAUUACCCACACCAAGUUACAGUUCAAGCAGGAGGAUCGGGAGGAGGAGCAGGAGGAGUGGGAGAAGGGGUGGGAGAAGGAGGAGCGGGAGGAGCGGAGGAGUGGGAGGAGCAGGAGAAGGAGCGGGAGGAGGAGGAGGAGCGGGAGAAGGGGGAGGAGCGGGAGAAAGGGGAGGAGCGGGAGGAGGAGCUGGAGAAUGAGCGGGAGGGUGAACAGAAGGGGCAGAGGAGGCACGGGAGAAGGAGCGGGAGGAGGAGCGGUAGGAGGAGCGGGAUGGGAAACAGGGAGGAGCUUAGGAGCUGGAGAAGGAGUGGGAGGGGAAACGGGAAGGGGCGGAGGAGGCACAGAAGGAGCAGCGGGAGGAGGGGCGGGAGGAGGGAUGGGAGGGGAAACAGGGAGGUGGUUAGCAAAUGCACGGGAGGCGGGUAGGGAGAUCUUUGUCCCGUUGUUUGGCGGAGGAGCGGGAGGAGCGGGAGAAGGAGCUGGAGAAGGGGUGGGAGAGGGAGCAGGAGGAGGAGCUGGAGGAGCGGUAGGGGAAACGGGAAGGGGCGGAGGAGGUGCGGGAGAAGGAGCAGGAGGUGGAGUGGGAGAGAAACAGGGAGGAGGCAGCAGGAGGGGGAGCGGGAGAAGAAAAGGGAGCAGGAGUGGGAGGAGGAGCGGGAGAAGGAGCGAGAGAAUGAGCGGGAGCGGGAGAAGCGGGAGAAGGAGCGGGAGGGGAAAUGGGGAGGAGGCAGCAGGAGGGGGAGCGGGAGAAGGAGAGGGAGGAGCGGGAGAAGGAGAGGGAGGAGGAGCGGGAGAAGGAGCGGGAGCUGGCGGAGGAAACGCAGGAGCGGGUGGAGGAGUGGGAGGAGGAGCGGGAGGGAAACAGGGAGGAGGCAGCAGGAGGGGGAGAGGAAGAAGGAGAGGGAGGAGGAGCGGGAGGAGGAGCGGGAGGGGAAACGGGAAGGGGCGGAGGAGGGCGGCCGGUCGAGGGAGGAAGGGGGAGGUAGGGAGUAGGACGGAGGCAGGAAUGGAAGUAGGAGGUCAGGUGGUGAUCGGGCUGAGGAAGGAAGGGGAGGGAGGAGAUCGAGAGAAGGAGGAGGUCAGACAGAGAUCGGGCGAACGAAGGGGGCAAGCGAAGGGGAAUGAGGGCGGCCAGGCGGACGGAGGCCAGAGGGAGGUUGAAGAGAAGGUGCGGAGGAGGCCUGUAGGGAGGGGAAAGGCGGCAGAGAGUAGGGCGGAAGCAGGAGGUCAGGUGGAGAUAGGGCCAAGGAAGGAAGGGGAGGAAGGAGAUUUGGGGAAGGAGGAGGUGGAUGUUGUGACAGCAGUUGAACUUGCUGAGGCUGCUGCUGGAGCUGCAGCCCCUUCUGCUGCGACAACUCUUGCUUUUGCUGCUGAUAAGGGUGUUGUUGCUGUUGCCCUAACAGCUGCUGCUGCUGCUUCACCAGAUUUAGCAGCUGUUCCUGCUGCUGUUGCUGUUGGCCCAUCAUCUGCCGGCCCCCCAGCAACUGCUGCUGGUGGCACUGUUCCAGACUAAUCAACGGUUGUUGUCUCCCCAGCAGCUGCCCCACCUGAG